Molecule: messenger RNA, 1831 nt
Organism: Carassius gibelio (silver crucian carp)
Lineage: Eukaryota; Metazoa; Chordata; Actinopteri; Cypriniformes; Cyprinidae
Product: TBC1 domain family member 24-like
Exons: 6
Coding region: 16-1692 (558 amino acids)
Source: RefSeq, a predicted model, not a curated record
UUAAAGGGUGUAUCUAUGAUGACCAUUUCUAAGGUGGACAACUGGGAGAUAAGCUCUUCUUCUGGGAUGAAAUACAGUCAGUAUGUAGACUGGGAAAAGAUCGACCCAGAAGCGGCCAUCUGUUAUAGGAAGAUCCUCUCAAGUGAUCAUUAUGAACUCAAAGCAAUGGGCCGUACAGGAUUCUGGUCCAUGCCUCAUACUCUCAGAUCCAAGGCUUACCAGCACAUCAUCCACAGCAUCGAGAGCACAUCCACCUCCGCUGAUGUGGACACCUACCAUGGCUUAGUUGGGAAGAUUUUUGGGGAAUUUCAAACAAGCACGCACCCUUUCCCAAAGUUUAUGGAGAAUGGGGAAAUUCCCAGAUACUGCCUUAAUAAAGCAGGUCUGAAUGCAGUUAAAAGAAUUCUCAUUUGUAUAAACCACCAUUUUCCUGAUGUCAGCUUCUGUCCCAUUCUGUCCGCUCUGGUGUCGCUACUCUUACACUUCAGUGAGGAUGAAGCACAGUGUUUCCACAGUAUUAGUUCCCUGCUGUCCUACACAGACCCUUUAAAGCAUUAUAUUGACCGGACUUUCCUCACUUCACAUGCCUCAUGCAUGAUCUUUGGCGACCUUGCCAAUAAAUACUGCAGGGGAAUCUGGAAGCUAAUAGCCAGCUCUCACCAGAACCUAUUUGAGUUCUACUCUGACUGGAUCAUGUGGAUCUUCGCAGAUCUACCUUUCGCAUACGCCAUCAGAGUGCUGGAUGUCUAUCUAAUGGAGGGCUACAAAGUUUUAUACCGUGUAGCUCUUGCUCUACUCAGUCUUUACAAGGUCUCCAUGUCUUCACGAGUUCCCCAUGUCGAUGACUUCAGACAGGACAUGAAGAAUUUUGUGCAGAAUGUGGGACGGCACAGUACUAUUGACUCUCUAUUUCAGAGGGCUUUUAGUAUACAGUUGCCCACACGCAAAGAGCUGACUUAUCUCUUCAAUGCCAACAAGGACGCACUAAUUCAUAAGGACAUCCACAAUAAGAGCUCAUUCCAAGAUAUGGGUUUCCGGGCCUUCAGCUCCUCUGUAGUGACUGAAACAGAGAUGAGGGUGGUCUGGGCCUGGAUUCCAGAGCGAUUUGCUUUAUUCAGUCCUGUGCAGCUAUUCGCUACAAAUGUUCAUGGCAGAAGUCUCUCCUCGUUUUAUUCCAGAGUUGAGGGGCAAGAUCCAACUGUUUUACUGUUGAAAACUGCAGAUGAGGAGAUUUGUGGGGCUUUCUUGUCCUCUGACUGGGCUCAGAAGAAUUGUGAUGAAAAGGGAUUUAAGUUCUUUGGCACAGGAGAGUGUUUUGUUUUCACUCUUCGACCAGGAGUGGAACGGUAUCAGCGUACAGUGCUGCAGAUCUCUGGGAUGUCUGACAAAUGUUCUCUGAUGAGCACUCAUGUGGACAGACCCACUGGAGUCUCUCAGAAUCAAAGGUGCAAGUUUGCAUCAUUCUGCACAGAUCCAAACAUCAAAUUCAUGGCAGGAGAUGAUGAGACACUUUUUAUUGGUGGUGAUGGUGGGCACGCUCUGCAUCUGCAGGCUGACCUGUCAGCUGGCUGUUCUGAACACUGUGAUACGUUUGAGAGUCCACCUCUCUGCAGGGGAUGCUUCAAGAUCCAGUCUCUAGAGGUGUGGGGAAUCCAGCACUCUUUAUCUGUUCCAUCGCUUCUUUCACAGUGAAGACUGUGGAGGAAAUGUGUUCACUGUCCACAUAUAUCGAGGGUCACACUGCCAAAUAUCAUUAAGCAUCGAGCCAAAGCUAAGGACAUUAAAGCAGUUUUUUGACUGCUGUAGGACUACAUUGUUGUGCUACUGCAUU